AUGGCUCAAGAUCCUGCCCGUGCUGUUGUUAAUGAGGUAGCAGCUAAUGAGGCAACUGAGAAUGCACGAGCACUGCAGGACUAUAUGCUCCCUACUAUUAUGGGAAAUAAUAUAGAAGUGAAUCCUAAAGAGCAAUGCAAUGAAAUUUCUUUGAGAAGUGGAAAAAUGAUAGAUGAAUCCACACAAGGAGUGCUUUUUGAAGAAAGGGUGUCUGAAAAGAAAAAAGAAGUAAGUGGGUCAAUGGUUACUAACAACCUUGAGAAGCAUCCACAAAUAAGUAUUGGGCAUCACAUUAAGAUUCCUUAUCUGCAAAGGCUUCAAAAGAGUAAACUUGAUAAGCAGUUCUUUAAAAAAUUGGAGAAAUAUGAGACUGUUGCACUUACUAACGAGUGCAAUGCUAUAUUCCAAAGGAAGUUGCCUCCUAAAUUUAAGGAUCCAAGAAGCUUCAAUAUUCCUUGUUCAAUAGGAGAUAUGGUUUUUGAGAGAGCAUUAUGUGAUUUAGGGGAUAGAGUGAACACAAUGCCCUUAUCUAAUUUUCAAAAAAUGAAUUUGGGAGAAGCUAGGCCGACAACUGUGAUACUCCAGAUGGCAGAUUGGUCAAUCACACAUCCACGUGGAGUGAUUGAGAAUGUGUUGGUGAAAGUGGAUAGAUUUAUCUUCCUUGCUGACUUCAUUAUUUUUUAUAUGGAGGAAGAUAAAAAUAUUCCAAUUAUAUUGGGACGAUCAUUUUUAGCUACUGGGAGAGCAUUAAUUGAUGUGCAAAAAGGAGAAUUAAAGUUGUGA
Molecule: messenger RNA, 783 nt
Organism: Humulus lupulus (European hop)
Lineage: Eukaryota; Viridiplantae; Streptophyta; Magnoliopsida; Rosales; Cannabaceae
Exons: 3
Coding region: 1-783 (260 amino acids)
Source: RefSeq, a predicted model, not a curated record